CACGUCAUUGUUGAAACAAAAUUAAAAUAUAAAAUCGUCUAAAGUGCGUAUGCUGAAUCAAAUAGAGCGAGCGCCUCGCGUUUUACCCCCUACUGAUCGUAACGAAGCAUCACAAACGGCAGCCUUAGUUGAACCGGGAUCUUGUACCGCUUUGCUGCAAUACUACUAGCAGUUCCUCCCUCUACCUCGUAGUACUGGAACCAAGUGCAUUUACUGCGAGCAUUGUCAUGCUCUCCAGCGCACAACAUAGGUGAUGUUUGAGUUGUUCGGUAUGUUGUCGUGGUGCUAUUCGACCAUUUGCAGUAACGGCUUGUGAAGAAGGAACCGCGUCUAGACGUCACACUAGUAUUUCAGAAGACUGCAAUGCCUCCCAAGAGAGAACGAGGGUCAGGAGAGGCCUCAUCCGAGCCCCCACUAAGGAUGAUCAAGAUCGGCGAAGAGGGACAGGAUGUGGCCAUAGACAUCACGGAGGACAAGUUCAGGCUGGGAGAAGAGCAAUACCGAUACCAGUCUCAUUUCUCCAACGAUGAACAUUCUAUUGAGUAUGAUGACGAGCGCGAGUCAAGUCCGGGCAUCAGAACGGACACUGUCAGUUUGCUCAUGAAGAUAGACCAACUCCAGGCGCAGCUCAAGUAUGAACGAAGAUGUCGACUUCUGGCUGAGAGGGAGCUCCGGGAGCUGAAAGAGAUGAACACGUUGAUGUUGCAGAUGAGACACACAGCCCACGAACUUCGAGUCACUUUGGGUAACGUCCUCCAAGGAGAAGACCAUUCAGUGACCCCGCCCAGCUCCCAAGAUGAUGUCAGCUCUUACAUGGCAGAGCCGGAAACCGAAAUCCGAACAAUUCAUCACCUCACGGGAGAGGACCAAACCUUCAUUUAUCUCGCUGAAAACCUUCGAGUACCAAAAAGCCUUUAUGAACGCAUCGCAGAAAUCUCCGACUACAAGAAGUACACGUCUGCGCUGCUGAUGCUGCUGUUUGACCGAGAGACCUUGGCCACGCACUCGCUCCAGGGCCGGAGGACCGCGAGCAAUGGAGAUGAAGGACACAAGCCCCAACUCCCGCCAGAGAUUUUAACAAGCAUAAUUGAUUUCCGAGACGUUUCGACGGCACGAAAAAGGGACAGAGAUGCAGCUUCCUCUACCUCGGAUCCCCCGUUGAAGAUGAUACGGAUCGGAGACGACGGACUGGAGGUCGGUGUCGAGAAGUUCCGGACGGGCGAGGGUCACGGAUUCCCCUCGCCUUUUCACAACAUUGAGUCUGAUACCAACGAGUACAACGAAGAACGAGCAGCAAGUCCAGUGAGGACGGACACCAUCAGUCUUCUCAUGAAAAUAAACCAACUGCAGGCACAGCUGAAAUAUGAACGUCGAUGUAGACUUCUGGCCGAGAGAGAGCUGAGUGAACUGAAGGAGAAAAACAACCUGGUGAUGGAGAUGAGACACACAGCUCAUGAGCUACGCGUUGUUCUGGACCAUGUUCUCCAAGGUGGACAGCAGUGUCUGGAACCACAGAGCUCUCAAGAAGAUGGCGGCUCUUUCAUGACAGACGCUGACGUUGGGAUGAGGACGAUACACCAAAUUCCAGAGCAGGACGAUGACAUCGUGUACCUGGCUGAGAAUCUCCGGGUACCCAAGAGCCUUUACGACCGCAUCGCAGAAAUGUCCGACUAUAAGAAGUACACGUCUGCGCUGCUGAUGCUGCUGUUCGACAGAGAGACCCUGGCCACGCACUCGCUCCAGGGCCGACGGUCGUCUCACGCCGGAGACGACGGACACAAGCCGCAACUUCCACCUGAGAUCCUGACCAGUCUAAUAGAGCAUGUGGCCCUCAGGUUCGGCGUCGAUUGCAGCCAAAUCAAAACAGCUAUCCGGACUAAGUUAAACAACGAGGACAAGCUGCUGAAGAAGAGACUGGGUCUGGAUCGGGCCGAAAACAAACAUUCAGCAGAACACAAUGUGUUUCAAAAUUCUGUGAUGUAACCUGUUUUCCUCAUAUUUCAACUCAAUUCACAUCGAUGGUGUUUUGCUGUUUCUUUCUACUAAUUUACAAAGGAAGUGCUUCACCUCUAUUUUGUAUUCUGGUGGUUUUUUGUAAUUUAGCAAGGUCAGUUUUUAUUCUGAUAGGUACUAAUAUGUAAUAGAACGUUUGCCUUGCGAUCAUUUUUUU
Molecule: messenger RNA, 2170 nt
Organism: Synchiropus splendidus (mandarinfish)
Lineage: Eukaryota; Metazoa; Chordata; Actinopteri; Syngnathiformes; Callionymidae
Exons: 10
Coding region: 364-1983 (539 amino acids)
Biological process (GO): positive regulation of neuron differentiation; negative regulation of Notch signaling pathway
Cellular component (GO): nucleus
Molecular function (GO): transcription corepressor activity; DNA binding
Source: RefSeq, a predicted model, not a curated record